UCCACGAGAGAGAAUGCGAAAGGAGAGAGGAGGAGAGGGGAAGAGAGAGGGGACCGCGCCGUUGAAAAGUGUUCAGGGCACGAUUGAUAAAAGGAUACCGGCAGUUUGAAUCGUCCGCGGCACUCGGGCAAAAGACAGAUUGAUUGAAAAGGGGCACUUUGAGAUAUGAUGAGGUUUAUUUUUGGUUGGCAAUAGUACUAUGAUUUGGUAUGUGGCCACUUUGAUAGCAAGUGUUUUCAGCACCCGAGCAACGGCAGCUCAAGGUGCCCCCCGCGGAGUGCAGGACGAGCCCCAGUUUGUGACGGCGCGCGCGGGCGACAUCGUCAUCCUGGGAUGCGACGUGCCCCACCCCCUCAACGGUCAGCCCUACGUGGUGGAGUGGUUCAAGUAUGGAAUGCCCAUCCCCUUCUUUAUCAACUUCCGCUUCUACCCCCCACAUGUGGACCCCGAGUACGCUGGCCGAGCCAGUCUGCAGGGCAAGUCUUCCCUGCGGAUAGAGAAUGUGCGCUCCGACGACCAGGGCUGGUACGAGUGCAAGGUGCUGAUGCUCGAGCAGCAUUAUGACACCUUCAACAACGGCAGCUGGGUGCAUCUGACCGUCAACGCUCCGCCCACCUUCACGGAGACGCCCCCGCAGUAUGUGGAGGCCAAGGAAGGGGGCAGCAUCACCCUGACCUGCACGGCCUUUGGGAACCCCAAGCCUUCCGUGGGCUGGCUGCGCGAGGGCAACCUGCUGGUCAACAGUGCCAAGUACAAGGUGUCUGAUGGCAGUCUCUCGGUGCUGACCAUCCACAGGGAUGACAGAGGGGCGUACACCUGCCGAGCUUUCAGCCCCCAAGGAGAGGUCAUCCACACCACACGUCUGCUCGUACAAGGCCCUCCGUUCAUCGUUUCGCCACCAGAGAACAUCACGGUAAACAUUUCCCAGGACGCCUUCUUCACCUGCCAGGCCGAGGCCUACCCGGGCAACCUGACCUACACCUGGUUCUGGGAGGAGGACAACGUCUUCUUCAAGAAUGACCUGAAGCGCAGAGUCAGUAUUCUUAUUGACGGUUCCCUCAUCAUCGCUCAAGUCAAGCCCGAGGAUGCUGGGAAAUACACUUGUAGCCCUAGCAACAGCCUGGGUCAGGCCCCAACUGCCUCGGCCUACAUGACAGUGCAAUACCCUGCCCGCGUUCUGAACAUGCCCCCCGUCAUUUACGUGGCCAUCGGUCUACCCGGCUUCAUCCGAUGUCCCAUCGACGCCAACCCGCCGGUCACCAUGGUGAAGUGGAAGAAGGACGGCCUUCCUCUACGGAUAGAAAAGUACCCCGGCUGGAGCCAGACGGAUGACGGGAGUAUCCGCGUGGCGGAAGUGACGGAGGACUCUCUGGGCACCUACACCUGCAUGCCUUACAACGCCCUGGGCUCCAUGGGAUGGUCCACUCCGGCCCCCCUGGUGCUAAAGGACCCUCCCAAGUUCUCGGUGGUUCCUGGAGGGGAGUACAGGCAGGAAGUGGGCAGAGAGCUCGUGAUCCCCUGCGAGGCGGAGGGGGACCCCUUCCCCAACAUCACCUGGAGGAAGGUAGGGAAGCCCAGCAGAAGCAAGCACAACGUCCUGCCCCGGGGCAGCAUCCAGUUCAAGUCGCUCACCAAGGAAGACCACGGCGAGUGGGAGUGUGUUGCCACCAACGUAGCUACGAGCAUCACUGCCAGCACCCACCUCCUAGUCAUAGGCACAAGCCCGCACGCCCCUGUCAGCGUCCACGCGGUAGCGUCCUCCACCUGGGCCAACGUGUCCUGGGAGGCCGGCUAUGACGGAGGCUUCCCGCAGACAUUUUCAGUCUGGCUGAAGAGGGAGCGGCUGGGACCCCACGACUGGCUGUCGGUCCCGGUGCCGGGGGGCCAGCCGUGGCUGCUGGCGGCCGGCUUGGAGCCAGAGACGGCCUACCAGUUCAGCGUGCUGGCCCAGAACAAGCUGGGGACGGGCCCCUUCAGCGAGGUCGUCACUGUGAACACACUAGUAUUUCCUAUAAGUACCCCCGAGCCAUUGGUGCUGCUUACCCAACCACGGUGCCUCACAGCCAAUCGCACGCAGCAGGGAGUCCUGCUCACUUGGAUCCCGCCGGCCAAUCACACCGCACCGAUCCAGCAUUACAUCAUGGAGUUCCGGCUGGGCGAGCGCUGGGACGUGCUGGACGACAGCAUCCCCGCCAGCGAGACGGAGCUGCUGGCUCGCGACCUGAUUCAGGAAGCCUGGUAUGAGUUCCGCAUCAUGGCCGUCAUGGACGACCUGGUCAGCGAGCCCAGCAACAUAGUGGGCGUGUCCAGCACAGAUUUCUUCCCGCCUCCGGAGAUGGUGGAGGAGGGCGGUCUGGCGCGUCCCGUGGUGGCGGGCAUCGUCGCCACCAUCUGUUUCCUGGCCGCCGCCGUCCUCUUCAGCACCCUGGCCGCCUGCUUCGUCAACAAGCAGCGCCGGCGCAAGCUCAAGAGGAAACGAGACCCACCUUUAUCAAUCACACACUGCAGAAAGAGCGUGGAGGCAGCUUUGUCAUCAGGGAAGGUGAGUCCAGAGAGCAUGCAUUCCAAGGAGACUCCCUCAGACUCAUCUGACGAUGGCCUUGACUUGCACCUCAAGAAGAUUCCCACAAGCCCCGGGAGGAAAGAGGAACUAUCUUUAUACAAGAAGACCAAAAGAGCAAUAAUAAGCAAGAAGUACGGCAUUUCCAAGCACGAAGCUGAGGCCACAACACCGAUUGAACUGAUCAGUCGAGGACCGGAUGGACGCUUUGUAAUGGACCCCUCGGACGUCGAAAUGUCUGUGAAGCCCAGACGAAUCGAGGGCUUCCCGUUCGUGGAGGAGUCAGACCUUUACCCUGAGUUCCGACAGUCGGAUGAAGAAAACGAUGACCCCAGGCCUUUACCACCCGUCAUGGCUACACUUAGGCCUCACCAGAUAUCCCCCAUCUCCAGCCAGGAGUCCUAUCUGAGGCCCCCUGCCUACAGCCCUCGCUUUCAGAGGCCCUUGGAAGGUAUGACUAUCAUGGAGAGCAGUCGACUCCAGGCCACAGGGCAAAUCCGGAGCUCCCUCCACCACAGAGCGUUCUAUGGAUACCUAGGCAGCCAUAGAGACCAUGACCCCCCUCCUCCUUUCUACAUGCCGGAGACAAGCCCGCUCAGCUCUGUCAUGUCCUCCCCUCCGUACCUCACCGAAGGUCCGUUCGGUCACCCGAUGAUUCCCGAAGACAUGGGGGACGGCGAUUACCAACAGUACGCCGUCUCCGGUUUCCCCCUUCCCUUGACACUCGCCUCCUCGUCCCGUUCACCGGAGAUAUGGCAGGGGGUGGACUUCACGUUCGCAAGUCUAGAGGGACCACACUUUAUCUUCCCCCCACCACGCCCUUUCCACCUUCACCGCCACGACUCUCCCUACCCACCCCCGCCUCCUCCUCAUGUCCUUCCCCUUAGCUCCUUCCAGCCCCCUCCUCUACCGAUGCCCACCUACCCCGCUGUCCUGCCACUUGAGGCUUCCAAGGGCCGCCUAGGGAAGUCGCCAAGUAAGGCCAGGCCUCGAGGCUCCCCAGCCAGGCAUAUAACUAUGCAAGAGGCUCAUCUAGGGCAGCUAAGGCAUACAAGUCACGGCAUGGGUGUGCCGGUUUUACCUUACAAUGAACAAAUGGCACGAAUAGUCCCCAGCACAUUCAGCAGCCUGGACACUCGGUGGUUUGAAACCGCCCCUCGUUUCAGCCCCAGGCAGGUUCGUAGAAUGGAUCCCGGAAUACAUCAAGUGGUCCUCCAACCCUCCCGACUCUCUCCCCUGACCCAGAGCCCUCUUAGUUCUCAUCAGGGCUCUCCGGAGAUCUUAGUGCGUCCCCGACCGCGUCCCAGCAUUGUCCAACCUCCCAUACCUCCGGAGAUGUCUGAGAUCACACUCCUUCCUCCUUCCACAGCCAGCUUCUCAAGGAGAUCCUCUCCCUCCUCCUCACCUGCCAAAGGCCAGGCUAGCAGGAGGGCAAGUCCAAGCUUCCGUUCCCACAUGGCCUUUGCCACCUCUGCAACCAGCUACCCGUCCCAGUCCCCUUCACCCCCCAUGGAAAGCAGCAACAUGUUUGGGCAGAUGCCAUCUCAGAGGAGGACUGAGGAGGGGAUACUUCCAUCUGAGCCCUCUCCACCCCAGUUGUCAGCUUCAGGAAGACGCAGAGGUGCCCCCAGUGCCCAGCCGGGGUCUGAGAGGAUUGACGCACUGAAAUACCAACGUAUUAAGAAGGCAAAGAAGAUGAUGAUGAACAACAAUAACUCCAAGGCCAGAAGGAAAACAGGUGUCUCCACCUCUCAGACCCAGCAGGCCUACACCUCUCAGGAACCCCCGCCCGAAGAAGCUCUCUACCUCCGCAAGAAGAAGAAACGGCCCAUCCGCCACGACCCGUACAUCCGCUUCUCGGCCCUGCUGUACCGCCGCCCACUGCAGGAGGACCAGAGGGCCAUCCUGGCCAGCAUGGACAGCAUGGACCUGGACCACGCCACCCUCCUCUGAGCGGCCCUUCAGUCAAGGUCAACGCAUACGCGCCAGUCCUGCCUCUGAAACAACAACUAGCUGCAUCAAACUCGGGCGGCAAACAAACGAAAUACAAAAGUAAUUGUUACAAGGACAACAACCAAAAGAGAAGGUUGUGUCCCGGGUUUGGAAAUAGAAUCACAAUUACCGUAGAAAACGGGAAUGCGGCUGAACUUUAGGAUUUAGAUAUGUGGUUCCGCUGCCUUCGGAAAAAAAAGGUUUUGUGUAAUUGUUCACUUUUUCCCAUCCAAUGGGCGAAAGAAUAGUUCAGUAGAAAUGUGUAUCAGCCAUGAUCCGAGAUGUCAUGGAGAUACGCACGGUGACGUUCUCAGCAAAAAUAAAAAUCGUUGACAAAAUGAUAAAAAAAAAAAGGAAUCAGUAUAAGCGAGACAUUAUAAUUCAUACAACAACACAAUAUGAAAAGUAGAAAGAGUAAUUGAAUUGAAACAGUCAUUUGAACCUCUUAUUUAGUUUCCACUGUGCUAUUCAUAGCAGCAAUGGUCGUCUAUUGGAAUUACAUCUGAGGUUUUUAUCCUGGUUUGAUAACUAAAGAAAACCGUAAUUUGAAGAAAAGUUGGGAAAUUUAAAACACAAGAGCAUAAAAUGUCUAUGCUUAAAUCGAGUGGUAUUCCCAUCAAAAGUAGAUAUUUAAAUUCGAAGAAGGUAAUUGCAAAUUUUAUAGCUGCCAUAGGUUUGAUUGUCUACUCCAGUGCAAACAUUUUCUGUUAUUCAAAACAGAUACUAUUCAAUAUGAUCAACUUAUGUCUAACAAUGUGUAUUUGUUUCAAAAAAGGAAAUCACACUGCAUUAUAACUGUUUUAUUAUUUGAAAGUUCGUUUUUUAUGUCCCUUGUGUUGGACCACAGUUUACAGAAUCUCUCAAUAAACCUCACUUUCUCUCUCACACACACACAUGCACGCACGCAUGCCAAUCGCACGCACGCAUGCACACACGCGUGCACAUACACACACACCUACAUACACAUACAUCCGCGCACACUCACACUUGACAUAAACCACUGUAUCACUUGCUCCAUUCUGCCAGAACAGUCUCAAUCUGCCGGGGAAGUGUUCACGUGUUCUUGCGCGUUACCAACGUUACCUCAGAGCACUGUUCACAAAACCUCGCCUACACCUAGCAUUCUUUCUAUUACACUUGAUUCAUGGACAGUUAACCUGGGACCAUUGAGUCCUCAUGGACCAUGUAGAAAUAAUAAUCCAGCCAUUAAAACACAACUUCCACUUCUGUUAGCAUGCAAGUAGGUUUGGCCUUCCAAUUUCCCUUGUUAGUGAAUUUAUAGUUUCUGCUGAUGAAACUGUACAUUACAGUACAUUUUAUACACUUCAAUUAUACCUUAACCCCUGAGCAAAUUAAAACACAUUUGUAACUAUUCUUUUUGCCCUUUGAGUUUUUGCACUGGAGAAUUUUGUUUAUGUUUUCUGAUUGUCUCAUAGGUAGUCUGUUGGGCCCCAAAUCCUAUAUAAAUACUCUAGGGCAGUAUGCACAUUUUCAAUCAAACAGCAAACAUACAGAUACUGGAGGAUAGGAUUGUGUGCCAAAUAUUAAAAUAGUAUUUUUACAAAAAUAAGAAAUGGACAUAAUUUGUCCAGCAAUGGCUGUAAAUGGCCUUAACGGACUUCCUGGUUGGUUGGCUGCUUUUGAUUCCAUUCUUUAUUGUUAUCAUUAUUAUUAUUAUUAUUAUUUUGUUUAUCAGACUAACUGCCUUUUUAGUUUCUUUACAUAUGGUCAGGUUAUUUAAAUGGUGAUCAUUAGAGGUAAGUCUAUUUAUCUCUUCAAUUACUUUUAUCCACUUGUCCAACCAAAUGAACCUCAAAUAUUUUUUAUCAUUUAAUUUGUUUACAUCGUACUUAGUAGUUUCAAUGUUAUACAUAUUCAAAAACACAGAAAUUCAAGGGACUCAUAUUCUUAAAUGCUUCAUUACAACUGAUAUGUGACUACUUGAAAGCAGCUGAAACAAACGUUGCUCAAAUGUACAUACAUGCUAUAAACUAGAUACCUCUAGCCUUAUACUGUACAUUUGCUCAAAUCAGCUUACACAGCAUACAAGUUGUUCAUUUCCUCGUCUGGUGCUAAUGAAUGGAUAGGGUUUCACAUGAGGGAUUUCAACGGCUUGAAAAGCUCCACAUUACUACUGGCCUUCAUUGUUCUCGUAGUGGCUCAGGAUGGAAAAUGUGUUUAUAAAGAGCAAUGAGGUCUAUUGUGGUUAGUCAAAUAAAAAAUCCUAAACUAACUUAAUAAAUCGUUAAUAAACAUUCUCCAAAAGUAAUGUAACUUUCUUGGUAACCCUGGAAGAGACAAUAUUGAAGGGUUAUUUGUUGUAUACUGGCUAGGAUUCUGAAAGCCCAGUUCUGAGUAUACUGGAGCUUUUUGGUGCUACUAAUACUGCUUACGAUUCGAAUGGAAAGUGCAUUGCAGUUGCUCAGCAUUAAGGCAAUGAAGGAAAACAAAUGUAACAGAUUUUAAACCCCCCUUAAGAUGUUGUUUUUCCAUUAACCGCCACCCCUUUCAGAGAUUAAACGCGAAAAAUUCUUGCGAUUAAGAAAAUUAGGUUUUCCAGAAAGAAGGGCUUGUCCACAAGCCUAUGGCAUACCCUUAGACUACCACAUCACAUUGUAAAUAUUCUCCAUACAUCUAUGGACUACUACAAUUGUGCAUCUUAUUAGCUGGGCAACGGAAGGAAACUAAAAAUAUUAGAUCAUUAAUUUUAGAUCAAACCUACAAGUAUAAAAUUAUAUUUGAAUAAAGCGCACUGUAUUUUCCAAGAAGCCCCCACGCAAACGCCCCCCUCCCCAAGGUGCUAUUUCUAAGAAACUAAACAUGAGAUGGUGCUGUGCUGAGACUACAUGCAAAGCAAGUCUCAUCAUUUAUACCAUAGACC
Molecule: messenger RNA, 7433 nt
Organism: Gadus chalcogrammus (walleye pollock)
Lineage: Eukaryota; Metazoa; Chordata; Actinopteri; Gadiformes; Gadidae
Product: protein turtle homolog B-like
Exons: 21
Coding region: 200-4513 (1437 amino acids)
Biological process (GO): cell-cell adhesion
Molecular function (GO): protein binding
Source: RefSeq, a predicted model, not a curated record